Arabis nemorensis is the source of this 2070-nucleotide messenger RNA. Lineage: Eukaryota; Viridiplantae; Streptophyta; Magnoliopsida; Brassicales; Brassicaceae. The record is from the annotation of a GenBank genome assembly.
AUGUCAGACUCGGAAAAUUCGCCGAGUUCUUCACCACCAGCACCACCGGCAGAUUCCGUUCCACCACCGUCGGAAAAAUCUGCUCCUCCGCCAUCAGAUUCGUCAUCCCCUCCACCGCCGCCGUCAGAACCAUCGCCUCCUCCUCCCGAGUCAAAGCUUCCUCCUUUACCUUCGAUUCUACCUCCAUUAACGGACACUCCGCCUCCACCUUCCGAUUCUACACCGGCCGAUUCUCCACCGCCUCCGACGUCAACUAAAUCCCCUUCUCCUCCGACGGAUUCAGAAACACCACCGGUUCCUCCAAACGAUUCCGGUAAUAACUCUCCUCCGCCUCCUGAUGACGUUCAGUCUCCUCCUCCACCAUCAUCGUCAUCUUCACCACAACCGGAAAACCCACCGUCAGAAUCUCCUCCAGCUACACCCACCGAUUCACCUCCGUCUCCACCAUCAGACCCAACAUUACCUCCCCGAAUCCAACCAUCAGGACCAAUCAAUUCACCUCCGGUUAAUCCAAACGCACCACCGACCCCAUUCAACGCAAAACCACCACCCAAACUCAACAAUGGACCCGUUGUGUCUCCAUCUCUAACAGUACCCACCAAAGAAACACCUUCUUCACCAAGCCGUAGUAGCAAUGGAGAUGGUUAUCAAGGGAAGACUGUGGUCGGUAUGGCUGUAGCCGGUUUCGCAAUCAUGGCGCUAAUAGCUAUUGUGUUCUUAGUUAGAAGAAAGAAAAAGAGAAACCUUGAUAGCUAUGGACACUCACAGUACUUGCCACACUCUAAUUUCUCUGUAAAAUCAGAUGGAUUCUCAUACGGUCAAGAUCCUGGUAAAGGUCCAUACUCAGGUCCUGGUGGUACAAUGUAUAAUUCGCAGCAACAAUCGUAUACGGGAAACAGCUAUGGGAGCCAAAGAGGUGGUCAUCAAUAUAAUAAUGGCACACCUGACUCUGCGGUCCUCGGAAGUGGCCAGACUCAGUUUAGCUACGAAGAGCUCGCGGAGAUAACUCAAGGCUUUGCUCGUCAAAACAUUCUUGGAGAAGGUGGGUUUGGAUGCGUCUACAAAGGUACAUUACAUGAUGGUAAAGUUGUUGCGGUUAAGCAGCUUAAAGCUGGAAGUGGACAAGGCGACCGUGAAUUCAACGCAGAGGUUGAGACUAUCAGCCGUGUUCACCAUCGUCAUUUGGUCUCUCUGGUCGGUUACUGCAUUUCAGACCCGCAUAGAUUGCUUAUCUACGAGUAUGUUUCAAAUCAAACGUUGGAUCAUCAUUUACACGGAAAGGGACUGCCGGUUUUAGAAUGGUCUAAGCGAGUCCGGAUUGCUAUAGGAUCAGCCAAAGGUUUGGCAUAUCUGCACGAAGACUGUCAUCCGAAAAUCAUUCACAGGGACAUAAAGUCAGCAAACAUUUUACUGGAUGAUGAAUAUGAAGCUCAGGUUGCUGAUUUUGGACUUGCUAGACUUAAUGAUACAACGCAAACUCACGUAUCAACUCGCGUUAUGGGGACCUUCGGGUACCUUGCGCCUGAAUAUGCAUCAAGUGGAAAACUGACUGAUAGAUCUGAUGUUUUCUCGUUCGGUGUUGUUCUCUUAGAGCUCGUAACGGGACGCAAACCAGUUGACCAGAAUCAGCCUUUAGGAGAAGAGAGUUUGGUCGAAUGGGCACGCCCACUCCUUCUCAAAGCCAUUGAGACCGGAGAUUUCAGCGAACUGAUUGAUAGUCGACUCGAAAAGCAUUAUGUAGAGCAUGAAGUCUUUAGAAUGAUUGAGACAGCCGCUGCUUGUGUUAGACAUUCUGGUCCAAAACGUCCACGCAUGGUUCAGGUUGUAAGAGCAUUGGACAGCGACGGAGACUUGGGAGAUAUUAGCAAUGGAAUCAAAGUUGGACAAAGCACAACUUAUGACUCAGGGCAAUACAACCAAGACAUCAUGAAGUUCAGGAAAAUGGCGUUUGGCUUUGAUGAUAGCUCAGAGUCAGGAAUGUACAGUACUGGAGAUCACUCUGUCAAAAGCUCUUCUGAUUUCUCAGCAAAUGAAUCUGAGACUCGACCUUUCAAUAACCGACGGUUCUGA